CGACUCCUAUCGAUUUUUGGAAGAUCUCCAAAUCCAUUUUGGCCGUAUUUACGGUCUGACCGCGCCGUGCGCUUAUCGCAUGCAGCUGGCGGGGUCAAUACCAGCUGCCGCUUGCCCCGAGCGGCCUGGCGGAGGUGCAACCCCUGGACCGUACAGGCCUACACGAGCUACGAAUAGCUAGCCCUCAUUUUACUAUCGUAUCGUGGGUCGCCCGCCGACGGCGUAUCUUGGGUAGGCUUCGCUCUUUUGUCGAGGCUUGUCCCAUGGCCUGACGCUUCUUGGUCGACCAUUCCUCUCCGUCCUCACACUCGUUCUCGCCGGUGCAUUUGCUACCCAGUCGCUCGUUUCCCCACGCGUAAUGCCAUCAUGAUUCCCAAAGGGUUCCGCCUUUCGUCCACGCAUCUUGUUUUCUACAUUUCUACAUUCAUUAUAGCAACACAACUAUGGUCUCUGUGGAGCCAGUCGGCGAAGGGUGGAUGGAACUCACAUGGACCACGUAAUUUCGUCUUCGAUGCGGAUAAGCACGCAAACGUGCACACUUUCAGCCACAACCAGUGUGACAGCUCUUUCCCAAAGCUAUACCACAGCCUGGACCAGUCGGUAGCUCGGCGGCAGGGGAGGAAAGUGCACAUUGACGAUAUUGCUAUUUCAAAGGGGAGAUGUAUGCUCCGGCUGUUGAUCCACGGAGGCGAGCUCUUCGUCGUGGAUUCAGGCAAGCCGGAAGAAUGCUAUGUAACGAACGGAAACGAGCGUGAACGCAUCCUAGGCACUCUUGCUCAAAUCGAUCGAGCACUCUCCACAUCGCCAACUUCCGACCCUUCCGUACCCAACAUUGAGUUCUCACUCUCCCUCGACGACCUGCCGCGACGCUCGAAGGGGAAGGGCGUCUUCAUGGGCUACACCCGCAAGGAGGGGCGCGAAUACAACGACAUCUGGAUGAUGCCCAACUACGCCUACUGGUCCUGGAACUACACCCACGCGCCCAGCUGGAACAGCAUCCGCCGCGAGAUCGAGCUCAAGGAGACCGAAAUGCCUUGGCAGAAGAAGGACCCGCGCGUGGUAUGGCGCGGCAAGAUUAAGAUGGCGAAGCUGCGCAAAGAGCUCGUGCGCGUCAGCGAGGGCAAGCCCUGGAGCGACAUCAAGCCCGUCGUGAUCAACAACGCCUCUGACGUGCACACCAAGGACGUCAUGAACCUGCGCCAGUUCUGCGGCUACAAGUACACGGUGCAGACCGAAGGCACGUCUUACUCGGGCCGCCUCAAGUACCUGCAGCUGUGCCGCUCCGCGCUCAUCACCCACCCCCUCGAGUGGCAGGAGUUCCACACGCACCUGAUGCGUCUUGCGGGCCCGGACGUCAACUACAUCGAGGCGUCCGAGAACUUCGGCAACCUCGAGGCCGCCAUGGACUACUUCCGCGAGCACGACGACGAGGCCGAGCUCAUCGCGCAGAACAGCUACAACACCUUUGCUCGCCGUUACCUGACCCCUGCAGCCGUAACAUGCUACUGGCGCCGGAUGUUCUGGUCGUGGUCGUCGGUGCAGGGGUAUACACCACAGCUGUACACGGCGGAUAAGGAGGGCAACAUGGUGAUGCGCGGGACGCCGUGGACGGCGUUUGCGGCGAACUGGCCGCACGAUCCGUCGGUGAUUCCGUGAGGGCGUGAGAUAGUGUUCAGGCGUUCAGGAUAGAUACGAUACCCGCGUUUAGCGUCAUGAGCCAAGCAAAGUGCAGUAGUCCAUGGAG
Messenger RNA from Boeremia exigua, 1744 nucleotides. RefSeq names its product glycosyl transferase family 90-domain-containing protein. The transcript has 3 exons. Bases 367 to 1656 code for a protein of 429 amino acids. Lineage: Eukaryota; Fungi; Ascomycota; Dothideomycetes; Pleosporales; Didymellaceae. The record is from RefSeq and is a predicted model, not a curated record.